AUUUCACGCGGAACGGUUGUGGCACCAAGGGCCGCUUCAAAAAACCGGUUUCAAUUCGACUCUUUUUUUUCGAAACAAAAAAAAACAACAAACGCGAUAGAAACCGCUUAGGAGGAGGCAGCCUUUAAUUGAAAAAAAGGGUGUCACUAUUAACAUAAGACGAUCUCACUCGCAAGUGCAUUCUGCCUUUGCAGGCCAACACACACUCGAAAUUGAAGGAAAGUAGUGGAAACCAUGCUGGGAGCACUGCUAUGGAUUUUCUUCGUGGGACUGUUGCUGUGCGCGUUCCUCUUCUCGAAGACCACCAAGGAGUUCCCCAAGUCCUGGUUCGAGUGGAAGACGGAGUUCCGGUACCAGUACCUCGGCAUAGUUGGCCUCAUCCAUGACGCUCAGUAUGCGGCGCGGGAUCGUGUGGCACUCUACAAACAACCGGAUCGCAUCGCUGUCAUUACGGGAGGAAACCGAGGAAUUGGGCUCCGGAUCGUCGAGAAGCUGCUGGCUUGCGAAAUGACUGUGGUUAUGGGUGUUCGUGAUCCCAAAAGCGCUGAAGCUGCCGUGGCCUCUGUGGUGGACCUGAAAGCCUCAAAGGGCAAGCUCGUCUGCGAGCAACUGGACGUUGGUGAUCUGAAAUCCGUCAAGGCUUUUGCCCAGUUGAUCAAGGAGCGCUACACCAAGAUCGAUCUUCUGCUGAACAAUGCUGGCAUUAUGUUUGCUCCUUUCAAACUCACCGCCGAUGGCUACGAAUCGCACUUUGCCACCAACUAUCUGGGACACUUUCUGCUCACCCACUUGCUGCUGCCCAAGCUUAAGUCCGCCGGAAAGGAAGGAAAGAAUGCCAGGAUCGUGAAUGUCAGCUCCUGUGUGAAUCUCAUUGGACGUAUUAACUAUAAGGAUAUUAAUGGAGAGAAACACUAUUACCCAGGAACAGCCUACAGCCAGUCGAAGUUGGCCCAGAUCCUGUUUACCCGCCAUCUGCAGACUGUGCUGGAUGCGGAGAAGGCGCACGUUCAGGUCAACGUCGUCCAUCCGGGCAUUGUGGACACUGAUCUGUUCGAGCACUCGGCCACAACCUCGGUGCCAUUCUUCAAAAAGCUUUUCUUCAAGACUCCGGAGCGAGGAUCCCGAACUGUGGUCUUCGCAGCCAUUGAUCCCUCCAUCGAGGGCCAGGGUGGCACGUACCUGAGCAACGGUGGCAAAGGCCCAUUCCAUCCGGACGCCAAGAAGCCCGCCAAGUGCGAACAGCUCUUCCAGUUCUCAUGCGACCUGCUGAAGAUCAAGCAAUACGGCAACGGGGAGCUCUGAAGAACACACUUAACAUUAAACAAAUCCAAAACAUUCCUCACUCAACUGGUGCAACGUACUUUUCUAGAUUCAGUCAGCUUUUUUGUAAAUCGAUUUCUUGUAUGGCUUGUAUAAAACAUAUUUUUAUAUAUGUAGAAUUACAUACA
This is a messenger RNA of Drosophila ananassae, 1448 nucleotides long. RefSeq names its product dehydrogenase/reductase SDR family member on chromosome X. NCBI's taxonomy places the organism in Eukaryota, Metazoa, Arthropoda, Insecta, Diptera, Drosophilidae. Bases 235 to 1302 code for a protein of 355 amino acids. The transcript is spliced from 5 exons. The record is from RefSeq and is a predicted model, not a curated record.